AUGGCUUAUACCAGUCCCCCCGCGCUCCCCCGGGAGCUCUGGGGCUACAUUGAGUCGCAUCUAUCCAAUGCCGACAUCAAAUCUUUGCGUCUGGCAUGUAAGCAAUUCAACAAUGCAGUGUUUCUUCGACUCAAUCGUGUUUUCUUAUCCGCCAACCCCCUCAACAUUGAGGUCUUCCGCAACAUCGCAUCACACGACACGUUCCGCCAUCAGAUCAACGAGAUUAUCUGGGAUGAGGCGCGCUUGUCUCGGGGUCCAGCACGAACAGAUGAAACUAAUGAGGGACAUGAAUUGCUCUCGGACGAGGAUGAACCCGAUAAUGACAGAGAAUGGGUUGCGGGGUACCACACUCAAUACAGAGAGGUGAUUACCGGGCGCCAUGAGUCUGAAGAGGAUGAGUCUGAAGAGGAUGAGUCUGAAGAGGAUGAGUCUGAAGAGGAUGAGUUUGAAGAGGAUGAGUCUGAAGAGGAUGAUGGUCCUGGAUGUCCUCGAUGGUUCGAAAAGGUUUGUGGAUUAAACUUUUACGUUCUAGAAUCCCGGGAACGUCGUGAUGUGGAUGGGCCUGGCCGUAUCGCGCGCUGGGAACAGGUGUUCGAUCAGCCUUCCCUGAAGGAGCCCUGGCAACAUUAUCUGCGGUUGCUGCGUCAACAGAAGGAUGUUCUUGCCUGCCAGACUGAUUUGGAAGCGUUCGCGUUUGGCGUUAAGCGGUUUCCUGCCCUAAAGAGAGUUACCAUCACACCUGCAGCCCACGGCAACCUCACCACCCCGCUUUACCCGACCCCUAUGAUUCGUGCUUUCCCGAAAGGCUUCAAUUACCCCAUUCCUCGUGGUUGGCUGUACCCUAGAGCCAACUUGGAGCCCGCUACUCCAUAUACGUGGAAUCAAUACCCAGAACUUAGAGAUCGGUACCGCGGGUUCCGCACGGCAAUGCGUGUCCUCGCCAACGCACCCAACUCUGUUUCUGAGCUGGUGAUGACUUCUAACUCUAUCCCUACGGGGAUUAACUGCACAAUCUUCGACGAGCCCUGCGAAGAGUACAAUCAUUUCGCUACCGUGCUUAAGAAGCCGGGCUUCCGCCGUCUGGAUAUUGCCUUGCUUCUCGGUGGUAGGCGUGAGGAGGACCGCGAAGUAUGCUGGCGAUCUCUGCUUAAUGGGCGUCUGCGCCUGGCGCUCGGUGAAGCAAAAGAAACGGAAGAGUUCAGGCUGCAUGCAUCAUUUGAUAUUAUGACAUUUGAUGUUGGGUUCUAUCCUGACGGAAAACCUCCCCCAUUACAGAGCAUUGUGCCUGUGGAACAAUGGUCGAAACUGCGCCAUUUCGAACUCGCCGGCUUUGCUAUCUCACAGGGUGACUGUGUCUCUUUCCUCAAGACGUUACCAAAAUCCGUUCGCUCCAUUGAGCUCAGUAUGCUGGAAUUCUUCGGCGGAGGCUGGUAUAGUAUGCUGGAAGAAAUCAAGCGAAUGGUGUCGGAGAGCACGCUGUGGGGAGACCGGGAUGCGGGAUCAAGACCCAAGAUUACGAUCGGCGUUCCACUCGCGGACACCAGCCCUACAUAUGGACACGGUAUAUGGAUUGAAAAGGAGGUAGAGGAUUUCAUCUACGGUGAAGGAGAAAAUCCCUUUAGGAAGCAUUCUCGCAACUCAAUCCAAUCCGGAGUUGGUGUGAUGAGGGACGCAUUGGAGCCCGAUUUUGAACAUCCAUAUCAUGACUAUAUGUCCAAUGGCGGGUACUUUGAGACAGAUGAAUAUUUGCAAGAGAGAUACCCCAAUGAGGGAUGCAUUGGAGCCCGAUUUUGA
Messenger RNA from Penicillium bovifimosum, 1794 nucleotides. RefSeq lists its product as uncharacterized. The record is from RefSeq and is a predicted model, not a curated record. Bases 1 to 1794 code for a protein of 597 amino acids. Lineage: Eukaryota; Fungi; Ascomycota; Eurotiomycetes; Eurotiales; Aspergillaceae. The transcript has a single exon.